AUGAUCGACAUCCAUGCACACAUCUACCCCCCGACAAUCCCCCAAGAAUCCAUUCAACCCCUCAUCCAACGCGCAAAAGCAGCAGGUUUAACUUCCAUUCUCUCCGUCUCCGAGAACCUCCUCGACGCCCGCCACAUCCUCCGCCUCGCCAUCCAACACCCCGGAUUCAUCUUUGCAUGUGCAGGACUCCACCCAGCCCAACCCAUCCGCGAUGCAGACGGUGCAACCAUCUCUUACCGAUCCGUUCUCGAAUCCGACCUCGACGGCGUUUUUGAAUUCAUGACCGAAAACCUUUCUAAACUCGCCGGGAUCGGAGAAGUCGGUUUGGACUUUACACUCCCUGUCCUCAACUCGACUGAUAACCCAGAACGCCUCAGGAACCAUGACGACGUCAAGACCGAACAGCGCAAAGUCUUUGCGCGUCAGAUCCGAUUCGCCAACCAGAACGACCUCGCGUUGAAUGUUCACUCGAGGAACGCGGGGCAUCAUGCGAUCACGCUGUUGGAGGAGCUGAAUGCCAAGAAGGUGGUUCUGCAUGCGUUUGAUGGGCAGCUCAAGUAUGUUCGGAGGGGGCUCGCGUUGGGGUAUUACUUUUCGAUCCCGACUAGUGUUGUCAGGACACCACAACAACAGGCAUUGGCAGAAGAGGUGCCGCUAGAGUUGAUGCUACUUGAAUCGGACACGCCUUGCUUAGGACCUGAGAAGGGCGUGAGUAAUGUGCCCUCAAAUCUUUGUAUUGCAGCCCAGGAGAUUGCGAGGAUCAAGAACGUGGACUUGGAAACUGUGAUCGCGUUAACGACAGAGAACGCGUACAAGCUGUUUCCUAAGACCCGUCCUCAUCGGCCUGCCCUGUCAGCCUUAUGA
Linnemannia hyalina is the source of this 864-nucleotide messenger RNA. Lineage: Eukaryota; Fungi; Mortierellomycota; Mortierellomycetes; Mortierellales; Mortierellaceae. The record is from the annotation of a GenBank genome assembly.